UAAUCCAACAGUUUGCGGUUUCUUUGGAUGUGUUACUUUGUCCUUACCGAUCAGCAGCAGUUUAAUAUUAAAACCAUUCUAUGUCUUUUUUUGCAGCAGGUUGUUACUUAUGAGUUAUAAUAGCGUACAUAAACGUCACGAGAUAUUUUGCAUUUACGGUACAAUUUUGCGCAAAUCGGCAAUGGAUUUGGCGUACUUCAUGAGUAUGGUACUGUGUUUGAGCGCCUGGUGCACAUCGGCCGAGAGGCACAGCGUCUUCUGGAACAGCUCAAAUCCUAAAUUCCAGUGGGACGAUUACACAGUGAAGGUGCACAUCAAUGACUACCUGGACAUCGUGUGCCCGCACUACCCGCUGGGCGUGCUGCCUUCCCAGGAGGCCGAGCGCUAUGUGCUCUACAUGGUGGAGCAGCGGGACUAUAACGCCUGUCGGCCACAGUCCUACGAGCAGCUGCGGUGGGAGUGCGCCCAUCCCUUCGCGCCCCAUGCACCCGAGAGGUUCUCUGAGAAGUUCCAGCGCUACACGCCUUUCACGCUGGGGAAGGAGUUCCGACAGGGCGAGAGCUACUACUAUAUCUCAAAGCCCCUGCACCUCCAUGGGUCGAAUUGCCUGAGGCUUCGGGUGGAUGUUGCAGGCCCCGCCGGGUCCCAGGAGUCAAGGCCAGGUGGCGGAGGUGUGCAUAACUCAUCCAACAGACUGCCUGCAGAUGAGCCCAUUGUCCUGCCCGAGGUGCAGAGGAGUGUGGCUGCUGGCUCCGGAGUGGCGACAGUGGCUGUUUCGUCUUUCCUGACAUCAAUGUCUGUCUUGCUAUUGCUGCUACUGCGGUGAAGAAGUACGAACUCCUCCUGUGGGCUCAUGGAUUACAAAUCUGCCCAAUUUGGGGCAAAGAACAGUAGAUGGGUCCCUCUGGCCCCAUGCAUAAUGGUCAAACUAAAAUGACAGUGAUCCACGAGGCAUCUAAAGGCUGUUUCAUACCCCACUGCUGGUCACUGGAAGGAAACAGAUUUAUUUUUUUAAAGAAAAUAAGAACAAGGCAAACUUUGUAUGUGAAGGACUGGAAUGAUUUUUUUUAAAAGCUUUGAUAGACUUAAUAGAACAGCUAUAUUUCUGUCUACCUGUGUCACUUUUAAGAAGUGGAUUUUUUUUGUUUGUUUCUUUGUUCGACAAUCCAGCUUUUUCCAAACAAAUUAAUAGUUAUCACAGAGAGAUAUUAAAAACUGGAACAAAAUUCCGGACUUGCCUCUGAUCCACACAGCAGUCCAUUCUGUAACUGUGCUCAUGCAUAUUUUAGCAUGGAAUGUAUUUAAAUUCCUAAUGAUCGACACUUACAAUGACUGUCAUAAUUAGAACCGACUGUGACUGUCGCCCUGCUGAUGAAUAUUCAUAAUAGGCUGCUUUUUCCAGUGCUUGAGUUAAAUGUAGAGCAGGACUUUCCAGCGAUUUUCUUUUCCAAAGAAAAAUCCUCCUGUCUUCUUUGUAAAUUCCAUGUCCUGUGUUUUAGGUGCAUAUGUUUAACUGAGAACUAGUGUGAGGUAACUCAAUGCAGCGUGCAGUUUGGUGGGGGGGAGGGGUAAUCCUUUUGCAGAAUGGACCAGCAAUCGACAGCUGCUGCAUGGAAUAUAGAAUGAACAGACAGCAUAUGAAGGUGUUGCACUUUCACUGGCUCAAAUACACAGUAAAGAACAAGAUAUGUAGGAUAGGCCCUCUGAGGAAGAGGAAAUGACCUUCCCCAGGGACGGGGGAACUGGGGCUCUUACGGGGAAAGGCAGACGAGCUGUGUGACUAGAGUGAAGCGCAGCUGGCCUCGUUUUUGCUUGAUGAACCUUCAGGAAAAUCAUUUCACAGCACACACACUUGCAGAUUGGCACUGUGCUACGUUACACAAAUUAGCAGGGUUAAACUGGACUGGGAUCAUGAAUACAUGGGCUCCUUACUAACUUGUACAAUUGUAUGUAAGAUGUUAAAUAUGUACAUAGAAUAUUAUAUGAAAGGGUUUUGAUAAAUAGAACUAAAUGUGAAACUGGCAAAUAAAUUUUUUUAUUAAAAAUGAAAA
This is a messenger RNA of Brienomyrus brachyistius, 2051 nucleotides long. Its product is annotated as ephrin-A1-like. Gene Ontology annotation, biological process: axon guidance; ephrin receptor signaling pathway. Lineage: Eukaryota; Metazoa; Chordata; Actinopteri; Osteoglossiformes; Mormyridae. Gene Ontology annotation, molecular function: ephrin receptor binding. The transcript is spliced from 5 exons. Bases 110 to 826 code for a protein of 238 amino acids. The record is from RefSeq and is a predicted model, not a curated record. Gene Ontology annotation, cellular component: plasma membrane.